Amphibalanus amphitrite is the source of this 3716-nucleotide messenger RNA. Its product is annotated as WD repeat and HMG-box DNA-binding protein 1-like. Gene Ontology annotation, cellular component: nuclear replication fork. Gene Ontology annotation, molecular function: protein binding; chromatin binding. The record is from RefSeq and is a predicted model, not a curated record. Bases 507 to 3518 code for a protein of 1003 amino acids. The transcript has a single exon. Gene Ontology annotation, biological process: DNA-templated DNA replication; mitotic cell cycle; DNA repair. Lineage: Eukaryota; Metazoa; Arthropoda; Thecostraca; Balanomorpha; Balanidae.
ACGGCUAUUCUGGAUUUUUGUAUGGCGUGCGUGGAUGUAAGAAUCACAGUGGGCAUGGUGAAUGCCUUCAAACAUGCAUUGAUGGUCUAGGUGAAAUGGUUUUUUAAGUGAAUAGCAAUGUCAAAAAGAACAACAAUAAUCAUUUUUAUGAUAUUGAAGUGAAGUCAGAACAAAUGGAAUGUCUAGGGUAAUCACCAAUAAGAUACCUCAUUAUCCAUCCAUUCUUUCCAUCUCUAGAUGUUAUAUUUUCUAAUAGGGUAUAUUCAAGUAACACUGGAAUCUUGUUAAUAUGGAUUAUGGACAAUCGCAUACAUUAGCCUUUGUGAUUGUAGCUCGCCCAGUCUCAUCAUGCCUGUUAUUGCCAGGAUUUGUACUGGAAUAGCCUUGCAUCCAGUAAUGACAUGUGCUGUAGUGUGUAGCUGCUGCAGUUGCCACCAUCCAGUGUUGACAAUUCUGCCUGUCUCCAGCCAGGACCUCGCCCGCUAAAAUAGGACGCUCCAGGCACGAUGACGGCGGCGGCACGCACCUACGUGCGGUACGCGCACCCGGAGGGCCGCGUCGGCCUGGCUUACCUGGGCGGCGGCGAGCGGCUGGCCACGGCCGGCGCCGACGGCGAGCUGAGGCUCUGGACCGGCGUCGAGGACGACGACCCCGAGUCGUUCCCGCUGGGCGAGACGCUGACGGCGCUGGCGGCCGCCGGCGAGCGGCUAGUGGUCGGCACGGACGCGCACGCCGUGGCGCUCCUCCGGCUGCCGGAGCUGAGCGCUGACGGCGUGCUGACGCGCUACACGGCGCCCGUCACGGACAUCUGCGCCGCCGGCGCGCUGGUCGCCUCGGCCGGCUGCGACAUGCUGGUGCGCGUCUGCUCUCUGGACGGCGAGCGCCAGCUGGAGCUGGACGGCUUCGGCGCGCCGGUGCUGAGCGUGGCGCUGAGCCCGAGCGCCGCCGUGCUGCUCACCACCUGCUGCGACGGCAAGGUCACCUUCUGGGACGCCCGCUCGGGCCGCCGACUGGCCGCGCACGCGCUGCUGGCCGUCAGUAACGACGUGAGCACGGCGCCGAGUCCGGCGCGGCCCUCCUGGAGCCCCGACGGCCGCUCGGCGGCCGUGCCCGUCGGCGACGGCGUACGCCUGUUCGGCGGCGACGACUGGUCCGAGCGGCGCCGGCUGAGCAGCGAGCUCAUCACCCGGCCGGUGACGGCGUGCGCGUUCUCGCCGUGCGGCCGGUUCGUGGCGGCGGCCACCGCCGACGGCCUGCUGCUCGAGUGGCGGCUGGCCGGGGACGGGCCGGCACGCCAGCUGGACCGCCACGAGGGCCGGCUGCGCGUCAACGCGCUCUGCUGGCACCCGGACGGAGACCGGCUGGCGUUCACCGACAACGCGGGCCAGCUGGGCGUGACCUCCAACGUGCGCGCCGGCCGGGCGGCCGCCCCCGCCGCCGCCGCCGCCGACCCGGACGCCCUGAUGGGCAUCGACAGCCUGCAAGACGCCAUCGAUGACGACGACGACCGCGAUCUGUUGGAGGCCGCCCUGGACGGCGAGAAGAACACGCUCGACGACCCGAAACUCAUCGACGACGACGACGAAGAGGAUGACAACGUGAUAUCGCUCCGCAAGAUAAAGGCUGAGUCGGGUUUCCUGUCGGACGCUGACGGCGAGCCGACCGACGGCGCCACUGAGGCCCGCCCGUCAGCGGCGCCCGCGGCCGCCCCGCCGGCGCCCCGCGGGCCCGCGUUCGCCGAGCCGCAGCCGGCGUUCCAGCCGGGCAGCACGCCGGCCCACCUGGAGCGCCGCUUCAUGGUGUGGAACGCGGUGGGCGUGGUGACCGCUCACGAGGCCGACUCGAUCGACGUCGAGUUCCACGACACGGCCGUGCACCACCCGCUGCACCUGCGCAACACGCUGGGCCACACGCUGGCGGCGCUGUCGGAGCGGGCGCUGCUGCUGGCGGCGCCCGCGCAGGACGACGCGCCCGCCAAGCUGCAGUGCCUCCACUUCAGCUCGUGGGACUCCAACAAGGAGUGGUACCUGGACCUGGCCGACGGCGAGGAGCCCGAGGCGGUGGCGCUGGGCGCCGACUGGCUGGCCGUGGCCACCAACCGCCGGCUGCUGCGCGUGCUGACGCUGACGGGCGUGCAGCUGCGCGUGCUGAGCCUGUGCGGCCGGCCGGUGUGUCUGGCCGGCUGGGAGGACCGGCUGCUGGUGGUCCACCACGCCGGCACCGGCCUGCCCGGCGAGCAGAGCCUGGCCGCCCAGCUGCUGUCGGCUGCCGGCCGCCGGCCGCCGUCGCUGGCGCCGGCGCCGGUGCCCGUGCCGCUGGCGCCCCAGUCGCGGCUGGUGUGGGCCGGCUUCAGCGACCAGGGCACGCCGUGUGUGGCCGACUCGAGCGGCGCGCUGCGGCUGCUGACCGGCCGGCAGGGCGCCGCCUGGACGCCGCUCGAGGCGCCGCACCCGGGCGCCGACCACCUGUUCGUGGUGGGCGUCUCGGAGCUGGAGCAGACGGCGCGCGGCCUGCUGUGCCGCGGCAGCCGGUACCCGGCCGUGCUGCCGCGGCCCGUGCUCAGCGUGCUGCCGCUGCGCCUGCCGCUGGCCGAGGCCGACUCGGCGCGCGGCAAACUGGAGGAGGAGGCGGCGCGCGCGCGCCUCCUGCUCGACACGCUCAGCCGGCUGGACGCGGCCGGCUUCGAGACGGAGGAGGCGGCCGUGGAGCCGCGCCGGGCGCGCGCCGCCGCGCUCACCCAGCUGUUCGCGCUGGCGGUGCGCACCGACCGCGAGCACCGGGCGCUGGACGUGGCCGCGCAGAUGGAGCAGGUGGCCACCGUGGAGGCCGUGGCCGGGUACGCGUCCCGCCAGCGGCGGGCCGUGCUCGCCCAGCGGCUCAUGGAGCUGGCCCAGACACUGGCCGACGCGCCCGACGAUGACGACGAGCCCGAGCCGGCGGCCGAGGACUGGGCGCCGCGCGCGGCGGCCGAGCGGGCGCCGUCGGAGCGUGUGGCGGAGCCGGAGCGGGUGCCGCGGCGCGCACAGACCCCAGACCAGCUGUCCGAGGCGGAGGAGGAGGAGGGCGGGGAGGACGGCCCGCCGCCAGUGCCCGUGCUGCCGGAGAUAGCAGAGAAGUCGGGUGACGCCGCGAGCCGGUCCGAUAUCGCUCCCGGCCGACUGACGCCCUGUAACCCGUUCAAAUGCCAGCCGGCCAAGCCGGCCACUCAGGCUGGCAAAGGCGCCGCCGUGUUCGAUGAUAUCAAGCGGCAGGAGGCGCCGGCGAAACGGACGCUGCCAGAAGGUAAGGCGGCCAGGGGCGGCGCCAAACCAAAGAGGCCACGAGUCUCGAAAGAUGCCGCCGGUAAACUGGGCUCCAUCAAGAGCGCGUUCGCGCCCAAACCGCGCGUAGAGAAGGAGAAUCUUGAUGAUUCUGAGAAGUGCGAGACCAGCGACGUGUCCGAAAAUAGUACAAAGAGUGCCCCGAAGGUAGGCUCCGGUCUCGCCAAGUUGUCAGCCUUUGCUUUUACGGAGAAGUGAACUAAAUGAUUCCGGCUCCCUUUUAAAUGCGUUUUUUUUUUUCGCUCCAAUGAGAGGAGGUUUAAACAUUUUAUCCUGUUUUGCAGUAACGUGGCUCGAAGGGUCUUACGGCCUCAUAUAUGUAAAGGAUUGAAAGACUGUAGUGCCGCAGUCUCUUGUGCUCUACCUUGGGGCGUGUAAAUACAUUACAUGUGCUAG